Messenger RNA from Plasmodium falciparum 3D7, 8019 nucleotides. Its product is annotated as AP2/ERF family transcription factor. Gene Ontology annotation, molecular function: DNA-binding transcription factor activity. The record is from RefSeq and is a predicted model, not a curated record. NCBI's taxonomy places the organism in Eukaryota, Apicomplexa, Aconoidasida, Haemosporida, Plasmodiidae. Gene Ontology annotation, cellular component: nucleus. Gene Ontology annotation, biological process: regulation of DNA-templated transcription.
AUGAAAGAGAGGAAGAAGGUGUCAAAAGUGAAAGAAAGUAAGAAAAGCCUAGUUGAAAAUGAUAAUUUUUGUUUAAAUAAUUAUAGGAAUAAUUUUUAUAUGGAAAAUGAUAAUAAGAAAAAUAUGAAAGAAGAAAAAGAGGAGAGAAAGGAAAUAUUUACUUCUAGGAAUAACGACAGUUUAGUAGAUGUAGACUAUAAUAAGAUGAUGAAUGAUAUAAAUAAGUAUGAAAAUACGAUAUUGAAUAGUAAUAAUAGUAGGUGUAAUAAUUUUCCUAAUUAUGAUCAAAUUAUUUAUAAUAACAAUGUUUUAAGUAAUGGUCCUGUGAAUAAUAGUGUUAACAGUAAUAAUACGAACAAUAAUAUGAUGAAUAAUAAUAUGAUGAAUAGUAACAUGAUGAAUAAUAAUAGAAUGAACAAUAAUAUUAUGAACAGCAACAUGAUGAAUGAUAAUAUGAUGAAUGAUAAUAUGAUGAACGAUAAUAUGAUGAACGACAACAUGAUGAACGAUAAUAUGAUGAACGAUAAUAUGAUGAACGAUAAUAUGAUGAACGAUAAUAUGAUGAACGAUAAUAUGAUGAGUAAUAAUAUUAUGAACAACAAUAUUAUGAACAACAAUAUUAUGAACAAUAAUAUUAUGAACAAUAAUAUUAUGAACAAUAAUAUUAUUAACAAGAGUAAUUUUUCAGAGGUAACAAAUUACUCAACCAGUAAUAAAGAACCUUUUAUUCAAACACAAAAUAUGUAUUUGAAAGACGCUAAUAAUAAUUUAAACAGUUGUUAUGUUAAUACAAGUAUGUGUGAUAGUAUAUGUAGUAACAUGUCUAAUAAUGUUAGUAAUAACAUGGUUGACAAAAUUACAGUUGAUCAUUCUUGUAUGAGCAACAAUAGUAAUGACCAUAAUAAUAAUAGUAAUUGUAACUAUUAUUAUAAUAAUAAUAAUGAUUAUAAUAAUGAUUAUAAUAAUGAUUAUAAUAAUGAUUACAAUAAUGAUUACAAUAAUGAUUACAAUAAUGAUUACAAUAAUAAUUAUUAUAAUAAUACAAAAGGACAAGAAGGCCAAAAACAAGGAAAAAUUGGAAAUGGAAAAUUAGUUAAUAUGGAUAACAUGUUCAAUAUAAAUGAGCACAAUAAUAUAUAUAGAGAGAGAAUAGAUUCAUUAAAUACUGUUAACAAUACAAGUAAUUAUAAAUAUAAUAAUUAUGUAAAUAUUAUUAAUAAUGAUGAAAAUAAUAAUAAUAAUAAUAAUAAUAAUAAUGCGAAUUAUAAAAAUAUGGAAAAUCCACCUUUUAAAACCGUAACAAAUAUGAAAUAUGCUGAAAAUUUAUUAAAAGAUUCAAAUGAUAUUCAUGUUGUAAAAAAUGACGUAUCCCUUUUUAAUCAUACAUGUGACAUAGUAUCUAAUCCAUAUAAUAAUAAUAAUAAUAAUAAUUGUGGUAGUAGUAAUAAUAUAAUUCAUAGUAAUCCAUUGGUAGAAAAUACAUCCUCUUUUUGUAGUGAAAAUCAUACUUCCAUAUAUCCACCCAAAAAUAAAAAAAACAAUUACAAUAAUAAUAAUAAUAAUAAUAAUGAUAAUAAACAAUUAUGCAAUUUUAAUAAUACAAGUUAUAAUUUUCCCGAACAAACCCAUAUUAAUUGUGAUUUAUCCAAUAAUAAUAAUUAUGCUGUUUUAACAAAUAAAUAUAACAGUAACCUGAAUAACGAAUCAUAUAAUGUUAGUACAUGCAAUAAUAAUAAUGAUUUUAAUCAUGCCAAUAAUAAUAAUAAUAAUUAUAAUAUACAAAAUAUAAAUAUAAAAGAUAUUAAUGUCAAUAUAAAAUUAGAAAAUUAUUUUAACGAGGUAUUAAAUAAUAAUAAUAAUACUAAGGAAUAUAUAAAUAAUACUUAUAUGAAUAAACACAUUGAUAUUGACACACAACAUAUGAAUGUUCACUUAAAUAAUAGCAUUAAAUCUAUAAAUAUGGAUAAUAAUCUUGAGCAUAUAAAUUUCCCCAUGAUGGAAACACAACCAAAUACACCACAUAUAUUUAAUAACAUAUUAAAUAAUAAUCAUAGUAAUAAUUUUGAAUCCGAUAGUGUAAUAUCUAACAUAAAAGAAAUUACUAGAAAUAAUAUAACUGAUGAUUCGUCUGUUAUAAGAAAUUUAUUAAAUAAUAAUCAAAUGGAUCAUAAAUUAGUAAAUAAUAAUAAUAAUAAUAAUUAUAUUAAUAAUGAUAUUAAAAAAAUGGAUGGGGGAGGAAAUGUUAAUCUUCAAAAUAUGCCCAAAACCAUGAGUAUUGUAACAAAUGCUGUUACCAAUAGUGUAACAUCAUCAUUAGGUAAUGUUUUGGAAAAUAUAAAAAGACCAUCUCAAUAUAUGAAUAAUAUGAGUUAUUUGGGAAAUGUGAAUAAAUAUAUAAAUAAAAAUGAUGAACAUUUAUCUUUUAAUAAGGAAGAUAAUAUCAUAGGUAAUAAUAAUAAUAAUAAUAAUGCUGAAAAUACAAAGAAUCAUAAUAUUAAUAGUAAUGAUAAUAAUAAUGAUAAUAAUAAUGAUAAUAAUAAUGAUAAUAAUAAUGAUGAUAGUGGUAAUAAUAAUUAUAAUAAUCAUCAUCUUAACAAGCAUGACAAAAUAAAUAACAAUUUUAAUAGUAAUUGGAUACGAAAAUUAAAAAGUUUUGGUGCGUCUUCAGAUAAUGAAGAUGAAAAUGAGGAGUUACCUAUUAAUGCUAAUCAUAAUUUUUAUAUUAAUAAUUUUUUAUUAAAUCAACAUUUUAAUUUUAAUAAAAAUGAUAAUAUAAGAGAUAUUAAUAGUAAAAUGUCUGGUGGAAAUUCCAUUUCGGAGGAUAACGAUAUGAAUCAUAAUAAUAUCAACAGUAAUAAUAAUAAUAUAAAUAGUCAUAAUAAUAAUAUGAACAAUAAUAAUGAUAAUAUGAACAAUAUGAACAAUAAUAAUAAUAAUAUCAACAAUAUGAACAAUAAUAAUAAUAAUAUCAACAAUAUGAACAAUAAUAAUAAUAAUAUCAACAAUAUGAACAAUAAUAAUAAUAAUAUGAACAAUAUGAACAAUAAUAAUAAUAAUAUCAACAAUAAUAAUAAUAAUAAUAACCAUAACAAUAAUAGUAGUAAUGGUAAAAAUAUGGAUACUGCUAUGAACAGCUUGAAUAUGCUAAUCCUACCAAAAAUUAAAGGAGUUCGUUUUGAUAAAUCUGGGAGGAGGUGGGUAGCUAGCUGGAGCCAGAACGGAAAUCAAAAGAGACAAUAUUUCCCUGUUAAGAAAUUUGGUCAGGCACAAGCUAAAUAUUUAGCUAUUUAUGCAAGAAUACAAGCAGUUAAUUGCUUACAAAGGAAACCACAUAAACCUAGGAUGUCCAAACGAUUAAGUGAAAAGAAAAAAUUAUUAUUAAAUAUGGAAGGCAAAGAAAAAAAUGAACUUGGUAAUAAUGAGUGUAAUAAUAAUAACAACAAUUAUAUUAGUAAAAAUGGUGAUGAAGAUGAUGAUAAUAUUGAAGAUAGUUAUAAUGAUGACGAAAUUUGUGAAGAUGAAGAAAAUUAUGUUGAUAUUGAUCAUAAUGAUGAUGAACAUUAUGAUAUUGACGAUAAUGAUGAUAAUGGUGAUAAUGGUGAUAAUAGUCAUAAUGAUGAUAAUGAUGAUGAACAUUAUGAUAUUACUAAUAAUGAUAAUGACAAUAAUAAUAAUGAUAAUAAUAAUGAUAAUAAUAAUGAUAAUAAUAAUGAUAAUAAUAAUAAUAAUAAUAAUAAUAAUAAUAAUAAUGAUAAUAAUAAUAAUGAUAUUAAAAUCAUGGAUCAACAGAGUGGUGACAAAGAAUAUGUAGGGAUUUUAAAUAAUGAGUCCAAAAAUGUAGGGAAAAAUAUAGGGCAAAAUAUAGGGCAAAAUAUAGGGCAAAAUGUAGGGAAAAAUGUAGGAAAAAAUAUAGGAAAAAAUGUAGAAAAAAAUAUAGGUCCAGAUAUAAAAGAUGAAUAUAUGAAAAGUAUAACAAAUAAUGAUACACAAACAAAAGACCAAGAUAUAGCAAAUGAAACUACAAAAAUAAUAUACCCAAAUAAUAUAACCGAUAAUAACCAUAUUGUAAAUGAUAAUGUAUGUCUUAUUAUGGCUAGUAAUAAUUUGGAGAAUAUUCCAGAAGAUAAAAAACAUGAACAGAAUGUUACAAUACAUAGCAUCGAUGAACAAAAAGAUCAGAGCAAUAAAUUUUUAAGAGAAAGGAAAAACAAAAGGAUGCACAAUAAUUAUGACAACUUUUAUGAUAACAGUUUUAAAAAAAAGUUAUCUGAUUAUAAUGAAGAAAUAAAUAAAUCAUCUGAUGAAGAAAAGGAAGUGUCUCAAACAAAUUCUUUAAAAUAUAAAUGUGAAGAAGAAAAUGAUCAAAAUUAUGAUAAGCAAGAAAGAAAAAUUCUUCAAAAUGAUACAAACGAAUGUGAAAUAAUAUGUAUAAAUUUGGAAAGUACUAAACAAAUUGAUAACCUAAAAGAUUUAUCAUUACAUAAGGAGGAAAAUAAUAAUAAUGAUGAUAUAUAUAAUAUAGACAAUAUAGAUAAUGUUUUAUUAGAUGAAAUAUUAAGAGUACAAAAUGCAUGUAGAAAAGGAAAAAAGAAAGAAAUUAAAUUAAUUUUAUUAAAUGCAGAAAAUAAAAUGACAUUAUGUUUUGAUGAAAAGGAUAAAAUUAAUUAUAUGAAUGAUAUUGAUACAAUAAAAAAUCUUGAUGUUAAUAAAAAAAAUUUAUUACUUAAUAAAUUAAAGGAUUAUUAUAAUAAUAAUAAUAAUAAUAUAUUUUUAAUAGAACAGCAUAAUGAAUGUACCAUCUCACAAAUUAAUUAUGAAGAUAUAGAAAGCAUUAAAGAUGAUGUUCUUAUAGAAUAUUAUGAUUGUCAAGAGAAUUAUAAUAAAAAUAGGAAUGGAAAAAAUACAGAUCAUGCAAAAAAUGUAAUAGACCAAAAAAAAAAGGGAGAAAAUGUUUUUAUUGUCGAAGAAAUAAAAAAUUGUAAAAACCAAAUUUCUUGUGAUAAUCUAAAUAAAGAUAAAUUAAAUGACACUAUGAUACAUGAUGAAUUGUAUCAUUCUAUUGAAUUUGAUAUCGAUAAGGAUGAUAAAAAGGAAGAAACAGAAUAUAAAGAAAAUAAUAAAUUAUUAGAAAAGGAAUAUUAUUCUAUUAUGAAAAGUACUGAAGAUAAUGUAGAACAAGUUUCCACAACACAGAAUAUUGAAAUAACAUAUUCUUGUGGCACUAACAAUUCUUUAAAUAUAAAUAAUUUAAAAAAUAAUAAAAAUGACGAUAUAAAAAAGAACAUUACAAAUAAUAAUAAUAAUAAUAAUAAUAAAAUAAAUAAUAAUAAUAACAAUAGUGAUGGUGAUGGUGAUAAAGGUAGUUAUAAUUCAUAUAAUGCUAAGCAAAAAAAUCGUAGAAGAUAUGAAUAUAUGAAAAAAUUAGAUAUGAGGAAAAGACAAAACAAUUUAGAUAUCAUGAGACAUGUACAAAAUUAUCAUAUUAAUAAUAGCAAAGUAAUUAAGAAAAAAAAAGUUUUAAAAAAUACAUUAAGUCUUAUUAAAAAUACAGUUUCAAAUAAUGACGAUGAUGAUACAUAUAAUAAUUUAUGUCCAUUAGAUGUAUCAAAUAACGAUAUGGUAGAUAGUGAGUUCUCCUUAAAUACAAAUUUUUCUGAUAAGAAUAAAAAAGCAAACCCUUUUAAAGGGACUAAAAACAAGUUGUCCUUAUUUUAUAAUAAGAAUAGUAUAAAUAAUAUUAAAAAUAGUAUGUUGCUGUUAAACGAUAUCAAGAGGAUAGUAGAUUCUGGGGCGAAUGAUUCAAUCCUUAACGAUAAUUCAAAUUUAUCUAAUAAGGAAGAUACAAAUAAGGUUUCAAAGAAUAGUACUUCCUUUUUAAAACAAGAAAAUAUUAAAAAAGAAAAAAAUUAUGAAUUAAAAGGAAAUAGCACCAUAAAUAAUAACAACAACAACAACAAUAAUAAUAAUAAUAAUAAUAAUAAUAAUAAUAAUAGUAGUAGUAGUAAUAAUAAUGAUAAUAAUUUGAAGGGACUUUUUACUGGUGAGAAAAAAACAUGCAUGAAGAGUUAUUUGGUAAAUUGUAAUAAAAUUGAAAAAUUUAUUCAAAAUAAUAUGAUUGAAGGAUAUCUUAAUAAGAAAUCAUCUAUUUUUAAUAUGAAUAAUGAAGAGGAGAAUAAGUUAGGAAAUAACUUUAUGAAAUAUAAUUCGAGUAAACAUGAUGAAAAGAAUAAUGUAGACUUAUUAAACGGAGAAAAUAAUAAUAUAAAAUUGUAUGGUUUAGAUAGUUUCCAUAAACCUGAUUUGAUAAAAAAUAAGAAUGUUACUAAAAAUAAAAUGAAAACAAUAUUUAGUAAGAAAAUAUGUUCUAAUGAAAAUGGGAAAGAUCAUAAGGGUGUAGUUGAAGAUGAGUAUAAAGUAGAAUCUGUUCAACAAAAUGAAAUGUUAGAUGGAGACCAAAAUUAUUUUACAAUUUUUGAUGAUAAAAAUGGGGAACAAAAUAGUAGUGCAAUAUUUUAUAACAAUAAUAAUAAUCAUGGUAAUUUACAUUUUCCGCUAACUAAUCAAAAUGAGAUUAAUUUAUGUGAAGAGAAAAGGAGUAAUUUUGUCAACCCUUAUAUAAAAAAUAUAAUAAACAAGGAUUAUAAACAGAACUUUAUUAAUGAUAAUAGUAAUAAUUGUAAUAUUCUUAACCAUAAUAUAAACCCUAUUAAUGAAGAGAAUAUAAAUUAUAAUAAUAGUAUUGAAUAUGAUAAAAAUGAUGGAAAUAUAUUAAAUAAUAAUACAAAAAGUACAUCAGCAUAUAUAUAUUCUACAAAUCGUAAUAAUUAUAAUUCCACGUAUCAUAUGGAUAAUAUUGCUUAUGAUAAUCAUAAGAGUACCUUGGAUAAUAAGAACUGUGAUAAGAAUAUUAUUAUUGUCGACCAUAAUAUGAAUAAUUCAAAUAAUAGUUAUGUACUUAAUAAUGUGAGGAAAGAUAUAACUAUUAUAAAUAACGAAAGAGCAAGCCAUGGUAGUAAAUUUGUUUUACAACACAAUAUGGAUAAUAUGGAAAAUAUAGAUAAUAUGGAAAAUAUAGAUAAUAUGGAAAAUAUAGAUAAUAUGGAAAAUAUAGAUAAUAUGGAAAAUAUAGAUAAUAUGGAAAAUAUAGAUAAUAUAGAUAAUAUAGAUAAUAUAGAUAAUACAGAUAAUAUAAAUAAUAAUAUAAUUGGUAUGGUAAGCAACACUUCUAUGGAUAUAUUAUCUAAUAAUGGGGAAUAUAUUUCGUCGCCUAUCACAAACAAUUUAUCUUACAAUCAUAUGGUUAAUGGUAAUGUAGUGAGUGAAUUUAUAAAAAAUGAUGAUAUGAUAAAUAUGGAUGGUGUGAAUGAUAUGAAUAAUAUGGAUAAUAUGAACAAUAUGAAUAAUAUGGAUAAUAUGAAUAAUAUGAACAAUAUGAAUCAUAUGAAUAAUAUGGAUAAUAUUAAUAAUAUGAAUAAUAUGAACAAUAUGAACAAUAUGAACAAUAUGAACAAUAUGAAUAAUAUGAACAAUAUGAACAAUAUGAAUAAUAUGAAUAAUAUGAAUAAUAUGAAUAAUAUGAAUCAUGUGAAUAGCAUAAGUGAUGAAAAUGUAAAGCUCUUAAAUAUAGAAAACAUACAAACCGAAUUAACAUCAUCAAAUAAUAACAAAUUAAACAAUAUUUAUUCAAAUGGAUAUAUAAAUAAUUGUAUUAAUAGAUAUGCUAAUAAUUAUUCAAAUGAAUCUAGUAAUAAUUUUACAAAUAAUUAUAAGAAUAAUUUUAAUAAUGUAUAUCAAAAUCCCUUCACACAUAACCAUCCCAGUGACUAUAAUAACGAGAUAAUACAUAUGAACCUUGUACAAAAUAACGUAGUCGCUGAUAAAAUUAGGAAUAUGGAUAAUUAUAGUACAUAUAAUGAUUGUUAUAAUAAUAAAGAGGAAAAUCAACAGAGAAAUAAUUUAAGACAAAAUUAUAAUACAAAUAAAGUAAGUAAUAGUAUAUACAAACCUAUUUAUAUGUAA